GAGGGGCUGCGCGCUGACCCCGGCCCCGGCGUUGCGGGGCUGGCGCGGGCUGGGCGCUGUGUGGAGCACGCACUGCCCGGGUCCAGCCGCACCCUCCCUGCCGCCGGGAUUACAGUGAGGUGAUGCUCUAAGCCCCGGGGCGCUUCGGGCGGGCGGUUCUGGCGCUUGGUUUGGAAGGAAUGCGCGUCCGGGCGUCUUGCCCGCCUACUCUCCAUCGAUCGGUCCCGGCACCUGCUGCAGCUUAAGAUCCCAAUGCGUGAAAAUCCACUUCCUAAAACUAUUCCCGAUAGCCUUCGAUGAGAAAAAAAUGCCAUGUGACUGAAUUCAUUACGUGGGAUAUGAAACCUGUCAGUGUGGGCGGAGGGGAACCUGUUAGUAUGUUAAAUUUUAAGAGUAGGUAAGACACCAUCCCUUGCCCCCAGGAAAAAAGAAAGUGAAACAUAGUAAUCGUUUCAAAACAAGUUUCAGCUGUUAAAUUCUACUGAUAGCUGGAUAAUUUCUUGGUUUUAAUAUUAGAAGCAAAACCAUUUAGGAAUUCUUGGGAAAUUCACUUUUUUCCUCAGACUCCCGCCACCUUUUAAAUCUUAAUUUAAAAAAAAAAAAAUCUUAAUUUUUUCCUCAAGUCCCCCACUCCCGCCACCUUUUAAAUCUUAAUUUUUGUCUCUGGGAAAGAAACGGGGAUUGUGAAAUUAGCAUGGAAAUAAGACCUUCAGGUCCUGCACUUGAAUCCCUUAUUAUCUGUUAAGUAGCUGCCUGUGGGGGUGAAAGUGACUUUUGGGGCCUGGAAUUCCAUUUUGAGUUGUGUUCAAAACGAGCAUUUGCUGUAAACAAGGAGAAAGAAUGGGCUGUUCACUGUGGUGAAGUUCGGAAAGCCAAAUAGGAGUUAAGCACAGGUUUAUUUCAUAAUCUCAAUGAGAUUCAAUAUUCCGUUGCCUUGAAAGAGAUGAAAGUUUGUAUUCUUGGAACCCUAAUCGUUUUGUUCUUAAUUCAGCAUUUCGGGAUAUUUGAAAGAGCUUUUAAACGUUUUGGCACUUGCAGGUUUUCUCUCUCCAUUCUAGUGUUUUUGGUACUAGCCAUUAGUUUUGCAUAUGUUCGAUGUCAAAUAUUUUAGUCCAGUAUUUAUCACUGUGGACUAUCCAAAUUCAAAUGUGGAGAUAUUCUAAUAUCAAAAAAUUAGUCCAGUGCAUACAAUUUAGAAAGUUGAAAUGUUUUGACUACUUUGUAUAUCAGUCUUGUUUUUCUUCCCAAAUGUUAAUUGAGAUUUUUUAGCUCAAAAAAGUUUAAAUGAUAAGUGAACCCACAUUUAGUGUAAUAUACAAUGGUACACCUUUUGGAAUACUUAAAAUAGAAAAUCUGUUGAAGAUUUGGGUUAGAUAUUUGAAAUAAAUUUUCUACCUAGUUGUCUUUCUCCUUUUUUUACAGACUUUUCUGUACUACAAAGAAAGAAAAAGUGUCAUACACUCAACCAAAUUUUCCUCUACACAUUUGAAUCUUACUAUUACAGCGUUUUGGUUCUGCAUAAGAGAAUUUUCUGCUCAUUGGGUUGUUUGAAGACAGAGUCUGUGUUUUAUUUGUGUAUCUCUAGUACCUGACUGCUUAACAUGGCGGAAAAACCCCUGUGAAAGUUUGUUGAAUUGGGGUUUUGAAUGGUAGAGGUACAAAAGUUUGGCUUCUUGGUAGCCCAAAAAAGAAAAAAAAGUGCUUUGAAGUUUCCUGUCCUUCCUGCAGUGUUAAGACAGAAUAAACGUGGGUGCCAGAUUCUAAUGGAGUUGUCUGGUCCAGGGAGAUUACCGAGAGGCUGGGGCAUGGGCUCAGGAGUAUCAAGACAGGAGAUAAAUCAUGUGCCUGAAUAAUUCUCUGAAUUCAGUAAUGGGGAACAGUUUUGCUAUUAGGCCCAGGCUAAAUAGGUGACAAAUAACUGAAAUAUAUGAGGAUUCUACAAAUAAUGGCUUUCUGGCUAAAAGAUCAUCGUAAAGGUGUAACUGAUAUUCACAGCGAUUUUAGACCCAUAGAAAACUUUAUUAGGAAGAAUUCAUUAUUAAUGGAGUUUUACACAUCAUAGGAAAAAGCUAUUUUAUAGUCUAACGAUAUGCUUGUUAGGCUAGAUCAUAGAUGUGCUAGAAUGACAGAGUCUAGGCAUUUUAUACACAGAAUAUUUGAAUUCAAUUUUUGAGACCCAUGGUAGGAUGCUCAGUAUUUUUCUGUUUCUCCCAUUGUUAUGAAGUUAGCUGGAGUAGAUUGACGUGUAAAUAUGUUGAUGUCUCACUAAUGAUAACUGUUUUGGAACAAAAUUACUUCUUAGGUAGGAAUGAGGUGAGAAAUCCAAAUAACCUGGAGGCAGAAAUUACUUUCAGGAGCUUUAUCUUACAACGGGUUCAACUAGAUUCAGUCUCUGCUGCAGAAGAGGCAUGUUAGAGACAUGAGGAAGGCCCGAGGGAAAAGGUUGUCCUUUAUUGUUUAAUGAGUUUCAAGCGAGAUCGGGGUAAUUAUAGAUUCUAGAUCUCUAAAGGAAGAAAGAAUAACCAGGGCCUUUCUAGGGAUAAAGGAAAGGAAAUACAUCAUGAUUGACAUGGAGAGGUGCCAAAGCACAUAAUGGACAUAAUAGCAAACCUAAGAGGGAGUAGGGAGGGUUUGAGAGCCCAUUGUGUUCAUUCGUUGAGUAAUUUGUUCAUUCAAAAAUAUUGAACCCCUUUCUGUGUACCAAGCACUAUGCUUGACCCUUGGCAUUUUACAAACAUUUCUUAAGAGGAUAGAGUACUAUGGUGGUUCUGUGAAUUAAAUGGAAAAUGGAAAACUGCUUAUAGGAAUGGGUAAGAUUUACCCUAAUUACUACAAACUAUGGGUAAAGUUGUUUUCAUUUUUAUUCAAAUGCAUUGUGGUGGUUAGUAAUUCCUAAGGCCUACUUCCUAUCGACCAUUUCCUCUUAUCUUUUAUUAUGGAAAAUAACAAAUUAUACAACUUUUAAUAGGGGAUCUGUUUAGUGUGUUACUGUUUAAAGAAAAAUGUUUUGUUACAGAAAUUAUCUUCAUUAAAAUAAAAUAGGCAACAUAUUCUCCCUCUAGGAGACUUCAAGAUUUUUUUUUUAAUGAGAUGCUUGCUGUGACACUUUUAUUUUAAAAUUUAUUCUAUUUUAUGCCCAGUGGUACUUAUAUUUCUUCUUUCUUUAAUGGAGGUAGAAUGUAUAUGUGUUUGUGUAAAAUAUGCAUGCCCAUUUCUUAUGAAAAUAGUUUAUAUCCUGAUUAUGAAGAGUUUUAAAAAUUAAACAUUCACAGUAAGAUUUGUUAAAAACGUCUUAACAAAAGAUGUUUGAAAAGUGGUUCAUCAUAUAUGAGAGUAGAAAAGUAUAUAUUGUUGCAAAGUUUAAAGGCUUUUAUGUGCCACUUUAAGAAGUUUAGAUUUAGCUUGUGGUCUUUCAAGACUUUAAACAAUCUUAAUGUUUAUAAAAUUACGGCUAUUUUAGAAAUAGCUUAAUAUUUAUAAAAUUGUGAUUAUAAGACACUAAGAUAUAAAAUGUAAAUAUUGUAUGAUGAUUAUUUGACUAAGUAUGAGCUAUGGUGGGGAAGCUUCUUAGUGAAUGAAAAUGUUAUCUCAGUGUCUAUUCAGAUUUUAACAUAUAGAUUCUUUUUUUCUUUAUUUUCUCACACUACACAGCUGUAUACAUUAAUUCUUUUUAGGAAUGCAUUUUAGCCAUUUCCCUCAUUCUGUCACUUUAUUAAAUAGUAAUUUAAUCUGGCUGUUUUUUGUUUUUGUUUUUGUUUGUUUUUGAUGUUUAUUCUUCAUGGUAACUUCCUGACAUGUAUUAAAUUGUUGUGGUUUUUUUGUUUUUUGUUUUUUUUGAGACGGAGUUUCGUUCUUGUUGCCCAGGCACUCACUGCAACCUCCACCUCCCAGGUUCGAGCGAUUCUCCUGCUUCCGCCUCCGGAGUAGCUGGGAUUACAGUUUUCAGAUGCUUCAAAUGUGGUGAACACAGACUUGUUUGGAUUAUGCGUUUCUCAGCUAGGCUAAAUAAAUGCUAACAAUGGAUAAGUGCAAACAUGUUGGGCAGUUGCAGCUUGCUCAAGACCACUCCAUCCUCAACCCUCAGAAAUGGCACUGCGUGGACUGCAACACGACCGAGUCCAUUUGGGCUUGCCUUAGCUGCUCCCAUGUUGCCUGCGGAAGAUAUAUUGAGGAGCAUGCACUCAUGCACUUUCAAGAAAGCAGUCAUCCUGUUGCACUGGAGGUGAAUGAGAUGUAUGUUUUUUGUUACCUUUGUGAUGAUUAUGUUCUUAAUGAUAAUGCAACUGGAGACCUGAAGUUACUGCGAAGUACAUUAAGUGCAAUCAAAAGUCAAAAUUCUCACUGCACAACUCACAGUGGAAGCGUUUCACGGUCCUUGGGUACAGGUGAUGAUUCUUACUUCUUACAUGAUGAUGCCCAAUCUCUGCUUCAAAAUGAAGAUCAAAUGUAUGCUGCUCUUUGGCACAGGAGAAGGAUCCUAAUGGGUAAAAUCUUUCGAACGUGGUGUGAACAAUCACCCAUUGGAAGAAAAAGGCAAGAAGAACAAUUUCAGGAAAAAACAGUAGUAAAAAGAGAAGUAAAGAAAAGACAGCAAGAAUUAGAGUAUCAAGUUAAAGCAGAAUUGGAAAGUAUGCCUCCAAGAAAGAGUUUACGUUUACAAGGGCUUGCUCAGUCAACCAUAAUAGAAAUAGUUCCUCUUGAGGAGCCAGCACAGACCCCAGCAUCACCAGCAAAAGAUAAAGUAGUCUCUACCUCAGAAGAUGAAAGAUCUAAAAAAGUCAGUGACUCCUCAGUUAAACGAAGGCCAGUAGUAACUCCUGGUGUAACAGGAUUGAGAAAUUUGGGAAACACUUGCUAUAUGAAUUCUGUUCUUCAGGUGUUGAGUCAUUUACUUAUUUUUCGGCAAUGUUUUUUAAAGCUUGAUCUGAACCAAUGGCUGGCUGUGACUGCUAGUGAGAAGACAAGAUCUUAUAAGCAUCCACCAGUCACUGAUACAGUAGUAUAUCAAAUGAAUGAAUGUCAAGAAAAAGAUACAGGUUUUGUUCGCUCCAGACAUUCAAGUUUGUCAUCAGGACUCAGUGGUGGAGCACCAAAAGGUAGAAAGAUGGAACUUAUUCAGCCAAGGGAGCCGACUUCACAGUACAUUUCUCUUUGUCAUGAAUUGCAUACUUUGUUCCAAGUCAUGUGGUCUGGAAAGUGGGCCUUGGUCUCACCAUUUGCUAUGCUACACUCGGUGUGGAGACUCAUUCCUGCCUUUCGGGGUUAUGCCCAACAAGAUGCUCAGGAAUUUCUUUGUGAACUUUUAGAUAAAAUACAACAUGAAUUAGAGACAACUGGUACCAGUUUACCAGCUCUUAUCCCCACUUCUCAAAGGAAACUUAUCAAACAAGUUCUGAAUGUUGUAAACAACAUUUUUCAUGGACAACUUCUUAGUCAGGUUACAUGUCUUGCAUGUGACAACAAAUCAAAUACCAUAGAACCUUUCUGGGACUUGUCAUUGGAGUUUCCAGAACGAUAUCAAUGCAGUGGAAAAGAUACUGCUUCCCAGCCAUGUCUGGUUACUGAAAUGUUGGCCAAAUUUACAGAAACUGAAGCUUUAGAAGGAAAAAUCUACGUAUGUGACCAGUGUAACUCAAAGCGUAGAAGGUUUUCCUCCAAACCAGUUGUACUCACAGAAGCCCAGAAACAACUGAUGAUAUGCCGCCUACCUCAGGUUCUCAGGCUGCACCUCAAACGAUUCAGGUGGUCAGGACGCAAUAACAGAGAGAAGAUUGGUGUUCAUGUUGUCUUUGAGGAAAUCUUAAACAUGGAGCCCUAUUGCUGCAGGGAGACCCUGAAAUCCCUCAGACCGGAAUGCUUUAUCUAUGACUUAUCUGCAGUGGUGAUGCACCAUGGGAAAGGAUUUGGCUCAGGGCACUACACUGCCUACUGCUAUAAUUCUGAAGGAGGGUUCUGGGUACACUGCAAUGAUUCCAAGCUAAGCAUGUGCACUAUGGAUGAAGUAUGCAAGGCCCAAGCUUAUAUCUUGUUUUAUACCCAACGAGUUACUGAAAAUGGACAUUCUAAACUUUUGCCUCCAGAGCUCCUGUCUGGGAGCCAACAUCCCAAUGAAGAAGCUGAUACCUCUUCUAAUGAAAUCCUUAGCUGAUCCAAAGACAAUGGGACUUUCUUCCUGUGAUUUAUAUAUAUUCUUUUAAAAAGGGCUGAUGUACCAUUUUAAGCUUCAUUUUUUUCUUAUGAAUCAGUGCACACUACAUUUAUAUAUUUUGUAUCUAACUACAACAAAACCUUUUAUUCCCCCAAAGUACAAAUAUGUGUAUAUCAACUUAAGGUAUAGACAGUUGUAUAUACACUGGAGUUGUAUAUAUACUGUUGUAUAUACACUGUUGUGUAUACACUGUU
Cebus imitator (Panamanian white-faced capuchin) is the source of this 6402-nucleotide messenger RNA. RefSeq names its product ubiquitin specific peptidase 44 (gene USP44). Gene Ontology annotation, cellular component: cytoplasm. Gene Ontology annotation, molecular function: cysteine-type deubiquitinase activity; zinc ion binding. Gene Ontology annotation, biological process: protein deubiquitination. Bases 4010 to 6148 code for a protein of 712 amino acids. The transcript is spliced from 6 exons. The record is from RefSeq and is a predicted model, not a curated record. NCBI's taxonomy places the organism in Eukaryota, Metazoa, Chordata, Mammalia, Primates, Cebidae.